This is a messenger RNA of Pelobates cultripes (western spadefoot toad), 189 nucleotides long. The record is from the annotation of a GenBank genome assembly. NCBI's taxonomy places the organism in Eukaryota, Metazoa, Chordata, Amphibia, Anura, Pelobatidae.
AUGGUGACCACCAACCCUCCAUGGCGAAGACAUCCCGCCGGAUGCUCCCAGACACGACCCAGCCCUGCGUCUCUGCUUGGUGGAGAAGGGGAGCGAGGGCCGGACCCCCAACACCUCACCGAAUUGCCCCGAAAGCAGAUCCCAGCCACCACCAGCUCCGCAACCCUGGCCAGAGACAUCAAGCCCAAG